CGCGUUUUUUCGGGGAGGAUUGGGGAGAAUUACUCUCCGCUGCGCUCCACAGCGGCCCAAAGGGGUGAAGGGUCAGUCCGCGAGUUGUAGGUCAUGGCGCUGGCCGCUCGCCUCUGGCGCUUUCUGCCUUGGGGACGUCGCAUCUUUCCGGGACCUUGGCUCUCGAGGGGUGUUGCUGGCAGCCGCGGGCUGUGCUGUACUAGGCGACUCCGCGGCUCUGAGGUGAUGGAAAAUCUAGGAGCUUUCAAAAGAAGCCUUUUAUUCUCAGCUUUACCUUAUUUGGGUUUUGAAGCAUACCAAGUAUUUUCCCAGGCUGCUAUGGUUCAUGCCACAGCCAAAGUCUUCAGAGUUGAAGAAAUUCUUGAGCAAGCAGACUACCUAUAUGAGAGUGGAGAAACAGAAAAACUUUAUCAGUUGCUGACCCAAUACAAGGAAAGUGAAGAUGCAGAGUUACUGUGGCGAUUGGCACGGGCAUCACGUGAUAUAGCUCAGCUUAGUGGGACCUCAGAAGAGGAGAAAAAACUCCUGAUUUAUGAAGCCCUAGAGUAUGCAAAAAGAGCACUAGAAAAAAAUGAAUCCAGUUUUGCAGCUCAUAAGUGGUAUGCAAUCUGUAUUAGUGAUGUUGGAGAUUAUGAAGGCAUCAAGGCUAAAAUUGCAAAUGCCUACAUUAUCAAGGAGCAUUUUGAGAAAGCAAUUGAACUGAACCCAAAAGAUGCUACCUCAAUUCACCUUAUGGGUAUUUGGUGUUACACAUUUGCUGAAAUGCCUUGGUAUCAGAGAAGAAUUGCUAAAGUGCUGUUUGCAACUCCUCCUAGUUCCACCUAUGAGGAGGCAUUAGGCUACUUUCACAGGGCAGAGCAAGUGGAUCCAAAUUUCUACAGCAAAAACUUGCUGCUUUUAGGAAAGACAUAUUUGAAGUUACACAAUAAAAAGCUUGCUGCCUUCUGGCUAAUGAAAGCCAAGGACUAUCCGGCACACACAGAGGAGGAUAAACAGAUACAGACAGAAGCUGCUCAGUUGCUUACAGGUUUCAGUGACAAGAAUUGAGAAUUUUUCAGAGAAGAAAGCCCACGAAAUAUCUAAGAAACAUUGCCUUUUCAUGAAAUUACAAAGAUAAUAUGUGAACUGUAACUGUUCUAUGGCUGUUUUCUCGGUUCCUUUAAUGUGACCACUUAACAAAUUAAAUGUACAAAAUUCUAAGUGUCUUCACAGACAACAAGGCAAAAGAAAUAAUUACCAAAAAAUUGGUAGAGACUUCUCCCUGGCUGAGAGGCAGAGAUAUUGCGCAUUUAGGACACUAGCAAUACAAAGUGGUGUAAAAUUUCUGAGGAGGAUGGAUCACAUCAGAAUGGGAGAUCAAGAAAAGAAAAAGCUUUGUGGAAGAGGCUUCAUUGGGGGGUGUGCACUGCCAAAUUGGACUGAUGCAAAGUUGAGAUCUUGCAGAGAAGGUGCAGUGAAAAUUAGGAGGUUAGGAUGUUGAGGGUUCUUGGUAUAAAGUAGUUAAAUGAUGGAUCUUGGAACCAACCUGUGUAAGGAAAAAACUUAAGUCAGGAGAGGACAGAAAAUGGAGUGUGGUGUUUUUUUUGUUUGUUUGUUUUUUUUUAAUGUGACAUGGUCUUACGAGUGAAGGAUUGAUUUUGUUACUUGACAAAGCCCAGAUUCUCUUCCCUAAUGUGGUGAAAGGAACACAGAACUCAGGGUGAAAUAGAAAUGAAGAUGUUUCACAUAGGCAGGACUGAAUUACUUGAGGCUGCAGAACUGUUUUAUAAAAAGGACUAUCUUGAAUCCUUUGAAUCACUUAGAUAAAUCAAGAGUGCAUGCAUAGGUAAGUUUUCCCGGAGUUGGGAAUUGUAAAGUUAACAGUGAACCAUGAGGGUGUGGGCUGUUUGUGUUGUCAUGCAUAUUUUCGAACAAAAAGGAAAAUCAAAGUUCUGGACUCUAUAUACCCAUCUCCAAUUGCUAAUCUUCAGCUAUAUUUUACUGUGUGUGUGUGUGUAUUUCUAAACUUUUGAAAUUGUAGACAACAUACUUCAUCCCUAAGUACUUAAGCAUGCAUUGUCUCAGAAUGACAUCCUUCUAAACAAACAAAAACCCAUUAGCACAACAAAAAGUUAACAGUAAUUCUUUAAAACCAUCUUCUGAUACCAGCCAUAUUUGUAUAUUCUCAAAUGUCCCAGGAAUGUCUUACCAAUUUUAAAAACCAGGAUCCAAUCAACCAUACAUUGUAUUUGAUUUUCGGCCUUAGUUUUUAAAAAUCUAGAAGAAUUUUCCCAUUUUUUUUUUUAAAUCCCACCAUUCAUUGACUUUUUUUUGAAAAGGCCAGUCAUCUUAGAUUCUCUCUCAUUCCAGAUUUGCUGUACCCCACUUUAGGAACCACUGUUUCAUCUUUUCAGUGACUCUGAUUAAUUUUAUGUAAUUUGAUCUUCUUUGCCUAAUUUUUUAUCACUUCUCUGAUUUUUUACCUCUUUCCGUUUCAUUUCCUUGGCUCUUUGAAUUUCUGUCUUCCAUGUCUCUAUUGUUUUCUUCCUCAGAUACCUUUUGUCUUCACUUGAGAUGUUUGUCUUUUUCUUCCAUUAUUUCCCCUGAUUUCAAUCAGCAGGCAUUUCACAUUUUCAUGUAGUUUGUCCAGUUCUGAGUUUAAUUUUUAAUUUGAUUUUUUAGUUUUGAUAGUUACUUACAUUUAAUUCAUAGUAUAUUGUGUUAAAGAAUGUUUUCUUCUGUUUUGAGUAUCUUCAUCUGAAAUUUCUUCCUUUUCACUAGAGCGACUUUCAGUAUUUUCUGGUGAUGUGUGUGUGUUUUGUGUUACCUGCAAUACCAGGUAUCAAAUGGGAGGUGAAGGAUUUUGAUUUGUUCAAGAAUAACCUCUAUGAAGGAGUUUUUGUGAAAUGAGGUAUCUUUCAGUAAUAAAGCCUUUUAUGGGUGGGGUCUGUCUUCUGAUAUUUUAUAAUGCUUUUAAAAAAUUGUAUUGCUUUGUAAUCAUUAUAGAUUCAUAGGAAGUUUGGGAGUGGGGAGGAAAUAGAGCGGUCCCAGAGGUAAACCUCUGCCUCCAAGUUGAAAAUCAGGUUAAUCGGUAUAGCCCAUAAAUCUUACUCAGAUUUUACUUCUAAGUGCCCUCACUUGUGUAUGUGUUCUAUGUAAUUUUGUCAGUAUGUUUUUUUUUUUUUUUUUUAAACUGCAGCUACAAUCAAGAUAUGGAACUGUUCCACCAAAUUGUGUAAAUCCCUACUGCUAUGCUAGCCCUUUAUGGUCACAUCCAUCCACCACUUUUCCUCCUUACCACCAUCCCUAAUCCUGGCAACCACCAAUUUCAAUACUGUUAUAUAAAUGGAAUCAGAUUAUGUGACCUUUUGAGAACUGGCCUUUUUCAUUUGAUGCAAUUUCUUUGAAAUCCAUCUGCAUAUAGUUGAUUCCGUUAUACUGUUGAUUAUAUUUCAUGGUAUAAAUGUACCCAUUUAACCAUUCACUGAAGGUCAUUUAGGUUGUUUCCAGUCUUUGACUCCUAUGAACAUUGGAUACAGGUUAUAUUAACACCCAGGAGUGCAAUUGCUGGGUCCUAAUUUAUAGAGCUAUUAUCUUCCCUUUUUCCCCCCUUAUAAACUAAGGGAUAGCUAGCUCCCUUCACCAAGAUGCCAUACAUUCCUAAGAGUCUGAUUGUGUGCUCUUUGUCUCUUCCUUUUGACUUCCCAGGGGUCUGAUUCACCAGGUCUUACACUGGUUCUUGGCAUUUCCUCACUCACAGUUGAGACCUAUUACUU
Molecule: messenger RNA, 3755 nt
Organism: Enhydra lutris kenyoni (northern sea otter)
Lineage: Eukaryota; Metazoa; Chordata; Mammalia; Carnivora; Mustelidae
Product: regulator of microtubule dynamics 1
Exons: 10
Coding region: 94-1047 (317 amino acids)
Cellular component (GO): spindle microtubule; mitotic spindle pole; cytoplasm
Molecular function (GO): microtubule binding
Source: RefSeq, a predicted model, not a curated record